GCUGUUCGGGCAGCAGUGAGCUGGUGGCGGGCGGGUGAGCUGCCAGGCUGACAGAAAGGCCGGCCAGAGUGGGGGCCGCUCCGCUGCCGCUGCCGUUGCCGCCGCCGCUGUGAUGCGAAGCCAGAGCUGCGCCCAGCGGUGGAAUCAGAGCUGGGGCGCGGGAGCACGAGCUGCAACAUCAGCACCAGCGGCGGCGGCGGCGGCGGCGGUACCUGCAGUAGCUCCCGGGCCCCGCGCUUUGCUCUACGCCCCGCGGCUCCGGGAGCCGCCGCCCCGCGUUCUCUAUGGAUGUCAAGGCGGCCCCCAACGGGGUGGCCACCAUCGAGGACCGGAUCCUGCGGAUUACUGGCUACUAUGGCUAUUACCCGGGUUACUCCAGCCAGAAAAGUACCACCAGAUCAUCAGUUACUCGAUGCAAACCAGGACCCAACUGCCCCAGUUCACACAGCAGCAUCAGCAGGCAACUGUCCCCUCUGUCGGUCACGGAAGAUUCUUCUGCUCCUAUUCUUGAACUUCAGAGCCGAGGAUCCUCUGGAGUUUGUGGUCGAAGAGUGGAGAGACAGAGCAGAUCAGGGGAUGAUGGGACACAGACUCGUCCUGAGAGCAGCAGCCAAGAAAACGGACUCAAGGCUCGAUGCCUGUCCUGCACAUCCAUGGUUCUGAAGACCAUCUGGGGACUCUUGAUCAUCUUGUCAGUGUCAUCAUCUUGGGUUGGAACCACACAAAUUGUAAAAAUCACUUACAAGAAUUUUUAUUGUCCCUUUUUCAUGACAUGGUUUUCAACAAACUGGAACAUUAUGUUUUUCCCAGUCUAUUAUUCCGGCCAUCUAGCCACAGCUCAAGAAAAGCAGUCGCCAAUAAAAAAAUUCAGGAUAUAAAUGGAGUUCACUGUGGAAAUAAAGAAGUGAGAGCUCUAUGGUUGGUGAUGAAUGGGAGGAAGCAGGAUGAGCCCCCUUACUUUGUGUCCCUUACCUCAGGUCAUCACCAUCAUCAUGGUAAGAAACAUUCAGGUGAUGUCAGUAUCUCCAUCUUAACACAAAACAGAAACAAAUUCCAAAAGGCUGAAGUUCUGGCCUGAGGUUAGCGGUACAGAAUAGAACCCUGAUUUAUAUUCAGAUUCUUUUUUAUUUGUCUCUGAAGGUCAUGUGUUCAAACUGUCCUAAACUCUAGAGGGAAAAAAAAACCUAUAUUAAUAAAAUUAAUUGCUGUUACACAAACAUUUGCUUAAUUUUUCCAGCAUUCUGAUGCCUUAACAGAUGAAAUUGUCUUGCUUAUUGAGAUGGGAAGCUGAGCACUGAGCAACCUGAAGAGAUGCCAAUUUCUGUUGGUGGGACACUUGGGCCUUUGUGUUAUUUGGUAAAUAUGUGUAAUGGUGGCUAGCCUACUUGUCUAAUGGUUCUGGUAUUUGUUUAGUACUAAGUCAGGUCUCUGGAAGUGCUCAGUAACCUGACAGGGCUAAUGUCAGUCUCUGUAUAGCACUCUUGGAAGGCAAAAGCAAUGUUUUGGUCAUAUUUAUUUUGUUUGGUUGCUUUUAGUUUUUUGGGUUUUUUUAUUUUUUUGGUUUUUUGCUUAUUUGUUUGUAGACUAUAGCAGGUAAAGUGUUUACCUUGCAAACAGGAGAAUCUGAGUUCUGUACCAGAACAAAAAAGAAAAGGGAAAAAUAUAUAUAUAAGCUUGGUUGAGCAUUUUGUUAUCCAAGCACUGGGGAAAUGGAGACAAGAGGAACCCUGGAACUCAGAGGCCAACAAGCCCAGCCUCCCUGGUGAGCUCUAGACCAGUGAAAGACCUUGUCCCAAAAAACAAGGUGGAUGGUAACUGGGGAAUGACAGCCAAAACUAUCUUCUUGCCUCUCCAUACAUUCACACACACGCGCGCACACACACACACCCAUGCACACUCACACAGUUUCUUUGUUAGAAAGGGAAAAUCCAGAGCUGAAGAACAACCUUUGCGACUACAAUGCUCAUGCCUGUGUCCUCAUGCCCGUGUCCUCAGGAGAUCACAGUUCCUGAUCUUCACCAGAGUGACAAUGAAUGUGUCACACAGGAGCUCAAAUAAGCCUUCUUUAUUCCCCUGUGCUCAACCAAACAGAAAUGACUAUUAUGAUUGGUACAUUCUGAGAUUAGAUUUUAAAACACUUCCACUUCUUGUCACCUAUCUGGAAGUGUGAGGGAAUGGUUAAAUCACACUGUGAGCUAGUUCUCUCUAUGUGACCAUCAAUGUUUAAUUUAAAGAAACAAAAAGACUGCUGGAGAAGUGGCCAGUGGUUAACAGUACUUGUUGCUCUUGAAGAGGACUUGGGUUUAGUUCCUAGAACUCGAAUGGUAGCUUACAGGCAUCCAUAACUUCACUUCCAGAGGAUCUGAUGCCUUCUUUUGACCUCCUUGGGUACCAGGAACAUACAUGGUAUGUAUAUACAAUAAAAUUUAAAAAUCUAAAUUUUUAAUUAAAAAAAUAAAAUAAAACAAUAAAUAUUACCUUUUAUUUAAAAAAGAAAAGCCCCAUAAUUGUUUGUGUGCCAGAUAUCUUGCUGUCUGUGCUCUUCCGCAAAGCACCUGUGGUUUGAAACACAUGUGAUAAAAACAAUUAAAGGAUAAGAGGAGGGAGUGCAUCGUGAGAGCACUGUGAAGCAGGCUGCGCUGCUCUGUCCAGGCUAAGACAUUUACAGCAGGCUGAAAGGAGACUUGAGGAAUGAGCUGCCUCUCCCCCACAUCCCUCCUAUCGGACUAACUCUGAGCUUUGCAGGCUCUGUACCUUGACAAGAUGCCUCCACCUGUCAGCAGAGUUUGAGCAAAGCUGGUAGUUUCUGAAAUCGAAUCAAAGGACUUUUACUGUGAAGCAGAGAACACUAUCUGUGAGAGGCCUGUUCUCUAGUGAGAACAAUGAGAGCGAAACAUGGUCAAAAAACUCUUGGAUCUUUGAUCUCUUUUCCCUGCAGACUCAUUAACAGCAUCUGCUAAAAAGGGGCUCUCAAGCUUUCAGGCCUGCACAGGGGGGCAUGAGUGAGUGUGGAAGUCUGAAGGCAGAAUUUUCCCAUUGCAGACGAUCUCUCAUUUUUUUUUCCUCAACAGUAUGGAAGAAUUUCAUGGGAUUUUAUUUUCUUAUCACUAACAUCAAAGGAAUUUUCAAUAAAGUAUCAAAUCUAGGUGAUAAGAUAUGUCCCCUUAGAAAUGGAUUUUGAUGAAUCUGUUGUUCCAAUUAAAUACUGCCAGAACUCAAGUGCCUCAAGUACAUUUGAAAUUUACAGAGAAAGGAAAUUAUUUGCUGUAGCUUUAAUAAAGAUGCUUCAUUACCAGGGCAAAAAAAAAAAAAAUCUCUAGAAAGAAUGAGAGUCAAAUCCAGCAGUCUGUGAUGAAAUGUGCUUAAAGCACCAUUUGGUAUAUAAAAAGUGCUCACUUGACAUACAGACAGUGCUUAAUAACUAAAAGCUGCUACUAUACAGGGAGUGUAACUAAUUUAUUAUUUCCCCAGCCCCUGGCUUCAUUCCAAACUUUGCCUCUUAUCCAGAUAUUCUGUUCCCAUCACCCCAAAGAGAGGCACACUGUUCAUUGCUCCUUAGGAAAUACCCGUUCUUUGAGUGUUCACAUUUCUCAAGACCUAAGGCUUACAUUGCAUAGAUUUUCACAUGGGUCACUAAGAAUGUGGAAAGGGAAGGAAUAAGAGGAAGACUUCUGUCGUCUGCAACAACAGUUUCAUAUGGGGAGGUAGACAGCAAUGAGAGGAAUGAGUGGACAGAGAAGUAAGGAAAGACUGAGUACCUGCGUGACGUGACCAGCUAGAUCAGAACAACCUGUGCUAGUGAUCAGCUUUGUGGGCCACUUUGCCCUUGGAUAGUUGUCUCUCUCCAUCCCUAGAGAACUAUGCUCCUUCCCCGCCCCACUGGCUUGACUUGAGAUUCUCAUCUGGUGACUAUGGUCUCCAGGUAAGAACCAUCACAGAGCCAGGAAUAAGAAGAGAGAAAGCCAUUUAAUAAAUGUUUUUCUACGUGUGCUUUGGUAAAUGUGUAUUCACAAAGGCAUCUACUGGUGGUGGAUAAAAUAAUAAACCAAGGACUCUCAACUCCUUCUUGCUUUCUGGCCAGGCAGAUGCCCCACCCUACCAGGAGCAAACCUUGCAUCUGAGGCAGUGUGGAAGCAUUGCCAUUCACCCUCUUCACAAAGCUGCCACUUACUGUCACCAGCAGCUGCAGGGCUGCAAAGGGGCCAUUAGUUUUUCUGUGUGAUACGUGAGACUUCUGUGUGCUUUACUGAAGGCUUUGGCCUUUAUUGAUUCCCUACAGUGAAGUUGUGUCUCUGUCAAGUAAAAACUUCCCUUUGGGAAAUUUCAUCUUCCUUUUAGUAAAACUCCCAAUUUAAAGAUCUAUUUCACAUGAAAGACAACCCACAAGACAGAAUUCCCUGCAUGACAAAGGUUCAGAGUGUGUGUGUGUGUGCUUGCACGCAUGCAUGUGUAUAUGUGUAUAUGUGUAUAACACAGUUUUGACCUUUCUGAAACCCCAGCAUCCUUAACUACUCAAAUGCAAGCAGGGUUUACCCAGUGACUCGUUAUUUCCGGCUCAGCUCCCUGUUCUUAGAGCCCUUCUCACUCUUUCAUUCCAGCAUCCCCAAACAGGAGGCUACUUCAUUUGUAGAAAUCCCUUAACAUAAACUUAGCUUAUGUUAAGUGCUUUCAGGACAGUGAUCUCUCUUCAGUAAAAGCUGAACUACUGUUUGUACUGUCUAAGCCAUAAAAAUGCAUUCUCCUGUAAAUAUGCCCAAAUAUUAGCAAAGUGUUGCUUUGAACAAGAUAUUUAUACUACUUUUAAAAAUAUCAUGCUGGCAAAUGAUGACUGUCCAGUAAAUAUUAUGUGUUCAUAUUUGUGAUUGCAAUUACAGUAUACUUCCAAAGGGAGUCAUUUCAGACCACAGAAGCUAGGCACUGUCACCACCCCACUGCUGCUCCUGUCUGAAUAUGACUUAUUAAAGUGGCCCCAAAAGAUGAGUAGCCAAUUUAAUCAUAAAUCAAACAAAUCAAAGGUUUCACUGAAGGAAGUGACUACUUUCAUGUACUGAAUUCAAACUGGACGCUGCUUGUGAGCAUUUAGGUACACCCUGAGCCUCACACUUAACUUUUUAGGGUUGUCACAGAAACUUUCUUUGUUCUGCCUUAAGAAAACUAAACUUUGUCACUGAAGAGAGAUCUUACAAAGAAGCAGUAUCCCAGAAAUAAUUAAAUCGCAAAGCGUGGGAGGCUUGAUGGACACACAAAAGCUCCCUGUCCACAGGCUUCUGGGAGCCACCCACGCAGCCCAGUUACACUACAGCAGCCACCUUGGUCCCGUCCCCUUUGCACGUGGGAAGCUUCAAGCUUUGUCAGUAGCUAGUGACUUUGGUCGACUGCCCAUGUUGGAGUUUCUCCAGGCUUCUCCCAGGACCUUCAAAGGCUGCAGAGUGGCUGGUCAACUCAGAAGGAUAUGAUGAGCAAAGUGUCCUGUUCUUGGUGGAGCAGCUGGGGGCUCUUUCCAAGGACCGCCUGAGGGAAUGCAGUCGGAUUUUUGGUGAAGAUGGCCUGACACUGAAGCUCUUUCUUAAAAGAACUGCUCCUUUUUCUAUUCUGUGGACUUUGACAAAUUACCUGUAUUUGCUGGCUUUAAAGAAGCUGACGGCCACUGAUGUCUCUGCUCUGUUCUGUUGCAACAAAGCCUUUGUCUUCUUGCUGUCCUGGAUUGUGCUGAAGGACAGGUUCAUGGGCGUGCGGAUUGUCGCAGCAAUAAUGGCAAUUACGGGCAUUGUCAUGAUGGCGUAUGCGGAUAAUUUCCACGCUGAUUCCAUCAUCGGUGUGGCAUUUGCCGUAGGCUCAGCCUCCACAUCUGCACUGUAUAAGGUUCUGUUUAAGAUGUUUCUGGGCAGUGCCAACUUCGGUGAAGCUGCACACUUUGUCUCCACCUUGGGGUUCUUCAAUUUGAUCUUUAUCUCCUUCACUCCCAUCAUCCUGUAUUUCACCAAAGUGGAGCACUGGUCCUCCUUCGCAGCGCUGCCCUGGGGCUGCCUCUGUGGGAUGGCGGGACUAUGGCUAGCAUUCAACAUCCUGGUCAAUGUUGGAGUGGUACUGACAUACCCAAUCCUCAUCUCCAUUGGGACAGUGCUCAGCGUCCCUGGAAACGCAGCUGUAGAUCUCCUUAAGCAAGAAGUAAUAUUCAAUGUAGUCCGCCUGGCUGCCACCAUCAUCAUCUGUAUCGGGUUUCUCCUGAUGCUACUGCCGGAGGAGUGGGAUGAAAUUACACUGAGAUUUAUCAACAGCCUGAAGGAGAAGAAGAGUGAGGAGCAUGUGGAGGACCUGACAGAUGUCAGCGUGCACCUGAGGAGCAGAAGCAGGGUCAACGGGACAGUGUCCAUACCGCUGGCUUGAAACGGAACGACCUCUGGAUGCACAUGUGUGUAUAUUCUGUGAAUAUAAAAUUUCUCACUACCUGUACACUCAAAUGACACUAUCAACUCUGAGUUUAAAUAACCCAUAUGUGAAAUAUCGCCAACAAUAAAAGUUUACAUUUAUAUGCA
Messenger RNA from Mus musculus (house mouse), 6536 nucleotides. It is a transcript of the gene Slc35f4, whose product is annotated as solute carrier family 35, member F4. The coding region runs from base 5725 to 6387 and encodes 220 amino acids. Gene Ontology annotation, cellular component: membrane. The record is from RefSeq and is a predicted model, not a curated record. The transcript is spliced from 9 exons. NCBI's taxonomy places the organism in Eukaryota, Metazoa, Chordata, Mammalia, Rodentia, Muridae.